Mercurialis annua (annual mercury) is the source of this 2283-nucleotide messenger RNA. Its product is annotated as ABC transporter G family member 15-like. The record is from RefSeq and is a predicted model, not a curated record. Gene Ontology annotation, molecular function: ATP hydrolysis activity; ATP binding; ABC-type transporter activity. The coding region runs from base 94 to 2106 and encodes 670 amino acids. NCBI's taxonomy places the organism in Eukaryota, Viridiplantae, Streptophyta, Magnoliopsida, Malpighiales, Euphorbiaceae. The transcript is spliced from 8 exons. Gene Ontology annotation, cellular component: membrane.
AAAAAUUAAAAAUCACACACUAGCUAGCUACCCACUAUAAAAAAAACGCAAAAUCUUGGGAGCUAGCUGAGAAUGCCUAUAUAAAGAAAAUCAAUGGAUAUGGAAAUUUAUAAAAAAGAAGCAGAAGAAAUGAUUAGUUUGGUAUGGGAAGAUGUGUCAGUAAUGCCUAGUAACUCGAAGAAGAAGAAGAAGAAGAAGUUUAUUAAUGGAGUUAGUGGGUAUGUUUUGGCUGGUAGAAUUAUGGCUAUUAUGGGUCCUUCUGGCUCCGGUAAAUCUACCUUGCUUGAUGCUUUAUCUGGAAGGCUUGCACCCUCUCUAAUAAUGACUGGAAAUGUAUUGCUGAAUGGAAAGAAGAGAAGCACAAGCUGCAAAACUAUUUCAUAUGUUACUCAAGAAGAUUAUCUCUUAGGAAAUCUUACAGUCAAAGAAACAUUAACUUACUCAGCUCAUUUAAGACUUCCUCGUACAAUGACAAACCAAGAAAUCAAUUCUAUAGUAGAAAAUAUAAUCAUGGAGAUGGGACUCCAAGACUGUGCUGACAGUAAGAUCGGAAACUGGCUUAUAAGAGGAAUCAGCGGCGGCGAAAAGCGGCGAGUUAGCAUCAGUCUUGAGAUGUUAACUCAGCCUCGUGUCAUGUUUCUUGAUGAACCAACUUCUGGUCUUGAUAGCGCUUCGGCUUUCUUUGUUCUCAAAGCUCUUAAGAAUAUUGCGGUUGAUGGAAGAAUCGUUGUUUGUUCUGUUCAUCAACCGAGUAGUUUUAUCUUCGAUUCGUUUGAUGAUUUAUGCCUUCUUUCGGGUGGCGAAAUGAUUUAUUUUGGAGAGGCGAAGACGGCUAUUGAGUUCUUCGCGGAGGCUGGAUUUCCUUGUCCCACAAGAAAAAACCCUGCUGAUCAUUUUCUUCGAUGUAUCAAUUCGGACUUUGACAAGUUAUUUUCAUUUCGAACACGGUCAGAAAAUGAUUAUAGAUCGUCAGAUUCUGAAAUGAAAUUGAAAAUAGAAGACAUCAAAGCAAUACUUGCCGAAAAAUACAAGAACUCUGCAUACUCGAUACAUACAAGGAAAAGGAUCCGGGAGAUUGCACUUGUUAGUGACGAGCAUACGAGCGAUAUGAAGAUGAGCAGAAGCAGUUGGUGGAAGCAGCUGAACGUAUUGACGAAAAGAUCAUUUGUGAAUAUAAUGAGAGAUAUGGCAUACUAUUGGAUCAGGAUAUUGUUCAGUAUUUUAGUAUCGUUGGGCGCAGGAACAAUGUUCUACGAUAUAGGCUUGUCAUUCACAUCGCUCUUAUCAAGAUCGAAAUGUUACACUUUUUUUUACGACUUCAUGCUUUGCUUAUCGGUUGGAGGCUUGCCCUCGAUCGCUGAGGAAUGGAAGGUGUUGUCGUAUGAAAGAUUAAACGGGCAUUACGGAGAAGGAGUGUUCGUGAUAGCCAACUUCCUCUCGACGUUCCCUUUCAUAGCGCUAACCGCUGUAUCAUCUGCGGGUAUAAUAUAUUACAUGGUGAAAUUUCAUAUGGGAUUCUCCAUUCUCUGUCAUUUCUGUAUCAACCUAUUCGGAUGUAUCGCUAUAAUGGAAACUGUAGCUAUGAUUGCUGCAUUGCUUCUACCCAACUUUCUGAUGAGUGUAGGAGCUUCAGCUGCCAUUAUUAUGUUUUUGACAAUUCCAGCUGGACUUUAUAGGCCAGCCAUUUAUCUUCCGAACUUCUUCUGGCGCUAUCCCAUGACCUACAUCAGCUUUACUACUUGGUCUGUCCAGGGCCAAUUCAAAAACGACAUGGUCGGACUUGAGUUCGACCCCAUGGUGCCAGGAGACCCGAAGCUCCAAGGAGAGAAAGCGCUCGAAAUGUAUUACGGCAUCGACUUAAAGUGGUCGAAAUGGUGGGAUUUGGGUGCAGUGUUAUUGUUGCUGUUGAUUCACAGGGUUUUCUUCUUUUUGGUACUAAAAUACAGGGAAAAAAUGGUAUUACUAUUGAGUAGAGUCCGUGUUAAGAAAAAUAUCAAACAUUUGGCAGAGAAGUCUCCAUCAUUUAGAAGGGAUAGUUUCUCUAAGAGACACCAACCUCUUCAUUCAUUGUCUUCUCAAGAAGGUCUUUCAUCACCAUUGCCUUAGCAAUUUAUUGUAUGUAUAUUUCUUAUAUUUAUUGUAUGUUUGUAUUAUUAGUUACAGAGCAAAUAAUUGGCAAGAUGCCUAGUUAUUUGUUUUCCUGUAUCUAAUUAAUUGUAAUUACAUUCAUUAAUAUUGUAUUGAGCCGGAAAACUGCAAAUAAUUUCCUUCAAUUUUAUCAAA